Messenger RNA from Oncorhynchus gorbuscha (pink salmon), 1607 nucleotides. RefSeq names its product all-trans retinoic acid-induced differentiation factor (gene atraid). The transcript is spliced from 7 exons. The record is from RefSeq and is a predicted model, not a curated record. Gene Ontology annotation, cellular component: intracellular membrane-bounded organelle. Lineage: Eukaryota; Metazoa; Chordata; Actinopteri; Salmoniformes; Salmonidae. The coding region runs from base 65 to 769 and encodes 234 amino acids. Gene Ontology annotation, biological process: positive regulation of osteoblast differentiation.
CGUGAUUCACUCGUUUACAGUCACAUGCCUAUACGUUCCGGUCAUGUGACUUGCGCCGUCGAAAAUGACCGCUGGACACAGCCAGCAGAAUGCAGCAGUGGUCUUGUUGUGCAUUCAUUUAUGUUUCUCUGGUGGUUAUCAACUGACUGAGUUACAGGUGGGCCUGUGUCAUCUCUGCAACGGGACGGUCCAGAACGGCACUGCCGUAAGCCAGUUCUGUUCCGCGUCUGCGGGUUUGAUUGAUGGCCGCUGCUGCCUGCUGAGAAAAGAGAACAUCAGGGAUGCGGACUACGUCAUCGGGUUGGACCUAUCAAAUUGUUCCCUGAGCCGUGUGGAAGACCUUCAAGAUGCAUUCAGCGCUACAACAAUAGAUCUCUCACUGAACCCCAUUGUAAAUCUGGACGAUUCGCUGUUUGAAGGCUUUAUCCAGUUGGCUAACCUGAUUCUGCCUGCCAACCUGGUCUGUCCAGGAGGCAAUGCAUCAUGGGAUAAGGUGAAGGUCAAAGGGGAAACUCAUUUUUGUGAGGGACAGAAAGACAUCUGUAACCAGACUGGUUAUUUGUCGUUGAACUGCCCGGAGAACUCCCUCUGUGUACCAUACGGUCCGGGCUUCUUUCAAUGUAGCUGCGCGGAUGCCUUCCGUGGAUACAAGUGUCUUCGAGAGGGAGAGUUUCCUAUAAUCCAGGUGUUCGGGCCUCUAGUGGGCUCCACGGUCCUGGUCUCCAUCCUGCUAUGGGUCACCCAAAGACGCAAGGCCAUAUCAGUCUGAGGUUGUACCCGAGCACCUGGUCUGAGGCCUAGUCCUAGGACAUUUUCAAGUGGUACUGACCUGAAAUAGCAGGGGAAAUGCUCAGUGGUUAAUGUCAUAGUGCUGACAGUGGACUGUUGAUUGAAAUGGUCUCAGGGGUUAAUGUUAUAAUGCUGACAGUGGACUGUUGAUUGAAAUGGUCUCAGGGGUUAAUGUUAUAGUGCUGACAGUGGACUGUUGAUUGAAAUGGUCUCAGGGGUUAAUGUUAUAAUGCUGACAGUGGACUGUUGAUUGAAAUGGUCUCAGGGGUUAAUGUUAUAGUGCUGACAGUGGACUGUUGAUUGAAAUGGUUUCAGGGGUUAAUGUUAUAGUGCUGACAGUGGACUGUUGAUUGAGGAGAUGGUCUCUAGGCCCAUAUGACAUGUUUUAAGACUUAUAGUUUUUGAUGCUCAGUGUGUAAUCGCCACAAAUUUUGCAAUUGUUGUACAGCGUGCAGCCAUUUAUCUCGAUCAACAUGGUGUUAUGUUCAACAUAAGCUGUAACUUAAUGUAUAUUCCAUUCAUGGUUUAUUUACUAAGACUAACACUCAGGUAUCGUCAUCUACUUUGCAUGUGAAUAAGUCAAUAUAAAUUGCAAUAGCAACAAAAUAUAUUAUCAUUGUUUUUUUUGGGGGGGGGAGGAAAACUGACAAGAUAUCGAUUUGAUAAAUCACAUUAUAGAGAGACAUGAGCAAAACACAUUGCUUGCAGACAGUACCACCAAUGUUGCCUUGUUCGUACAUGUUACAGAUCAAUAUGUUUAUUAACUGAAAUGGGUUGCCUUUUUGUAUUUUUACCUUGGAUUAAAGACGGAUGUUAUA